Messenger RNA from Carica papaya (papaya), 1680 nucleotides. RefSeq names its product protein NEGATIVE GRAVITROPIC RESPONSE OF ROOTS-like. The record is from RefSeq and is a predicted model, not a curated record. Gene Ontology annotation, biological process: gravitropism; regulation of growth. NCBI's taxonomy places the organism in Eukaryota, Viridiplantae, Streptophyta, Magnoliopsida, Brassicales, Caricaceae.
CCAUCCUUGUAAACACGACUAGGGAAUACUAAAAUUAAGUAAAAUUGAAACAUCAGUUCUACACCAAAAUUUCCUGGGGUAUCUCCUUCGUGUCACUGCUAUAACCAUUCGAUAAGAUUAUAGAGAUUGAAUAAGCUUGUGCUAGAAAAGCUUGUAUAGAAAUCAGUAAAAUGAUCAGUUUGAGGAAAUCUGUGCCACGUAGUUUGUCACCCGUAGAAUCCUCUCCCAUGUGUACAUAAAAUAUAGAUAUAUGAUUUCUUUUUUAUAUUACAAGAGAAUGUCUUCAUGUUAGCCAGAUAUGGGCAUAUUACCUGUAUAAAGACUGGAAGAGGGGAGAGAGAUAGAGACGGAGGAGUUUGAACACACUAUACAAUGGUUGGAAGAAGGGGAUAAAUAAUCUGGCAAAAGGCCGUGUUUGGGAACUUGAACCACUUAAAUCCGCCAUCAAAGUCAUCAAACCCUCAUCUCUUCAUUGUCUUCUAUAUUUUUAACUCUUUCAAAGCUUCUCUCCUGUUGGCUUCUUUAUUACUGAAUCAGUUCCCUUAACACGUUCCUAUUUAUACUCUGUCCAUCUCCAUCACGUUCCCAUUUGGUUCCUCCAAAAUGAAGUUCUUUGGUUGGAUGCAAAAUAAGCUUUCUGGGAAGCAAGAGAGCAAAAAACACAACGCAAUCUCCACGACCCAUCAUGCGAAACAAGAAUCACGGGAAGAGUUCAGUGACUGGCCACACGGAUUGCUCGCAAUAGGAACCUUUGGUAACAAUGAUCUAAAGGAUAAUUCAGAUGACCAAGGUAUCCAAGGGGAACCAUCCAACAUUCAAGAAGAUCCAUCUUCAUCGGAAGAUCUACAAGACUUCUCUCCUGAAGAAGUUGGAAAAUUACAAACAGAGUUAACAAAACUCUUAUCACGAAAACCAACUUCUGAUGUGGAAAAGGAACUCGCAAACCUUCCACUGGAUAGAUUUCUUAAUUGUCCUUCAAGCUUGGAAGUUGAUCGCAGAAUCAGCAACGCGCUUAACAGUGAUUCGGAUGAUAAAGAUGGAGAUAUUGAACGUACAAUCAGUCUCAUACUUGGCAGAUGCAAAGACAUUUGUGCAGAUCACAAAAAGAAAGCAAUUGGUAAAAAAUCCCUCUCUUUCCUUCUCAAGAAGAUGUUUGUGUGUAGAAGUGGUUUUGCACCAACACCAAGCUUGAGAAAUACACUUCAAGAGUCAAGACUUGAAAAGCUUUUAAGGGUAAUGCUUCACAAGAAGAUUUAUACUCAAAAUUAUUCUCGGGCAUCAUCUAUGAAGAAAUAUUUGGAGGAUAAGCAAAGUUCGGACAAGAAAGAUGAAGAAGAUGAAACUAGGGAGAAAGUAAGCAGUGACGGAUAUAAAUGGGUGAAAACAGAUUCUGAAUACAUUGUUCUAGAGAUUUGAACCUGUCUCCGCUCUUUGAAGCACUGUAAUUAAGUAGAUUCAGAGUUGAGAAAUGGAAGUAGUUGGAGUGAGUGAAAUAUUUGGAAAGCAAAUAAAGCUUUGUGUGGCGUAUGCUGAAUAGGACUAGUAAAUUUGAAGAUGGAUAACUAGUUGAUGGGUGCAUUCCCCCUUUUUUUUUCAUGGUUGUAUCUGUCGAAGAUAAGACAGAUCAACACAUGUUAUAUUGAGAUAUCUGUAUCUGUAUCUGCACUGCCAAAAGCUUCU